Lytechinus pictus (painted urchin) is the source of this 3769-nucleotide messenger RNA. Its product is annotated as proliferating cell nuclear antigen-like. Gene Ontology annotation, cellular component: PCNA complex. NCBI's taxonomy places the organism in Eukaryota, Metazoa, Echinodermata, Echinoidea, Temnopleuroida, Toxopneustidae. The record is from RefSeq and is a predicted model, not a curated record. The transcript is spliced from 6 exons. Bases 709 to 1488 code for a protein of 259 amino acids. Gene Ontology annotation, molecular function: DNA polymerase processivity factor activity; DNA binding. Gene Ontology annotation, biological process: mismatch repair; leading strand elongation; regulation of DNA replication.
ACAGGCAGGCAGCCACAGGCCAGGGGGCACAGCUUGCUUCACACACAGGCAUAGGCCACGGUCAGUUCCCCCACAAUCGUCGCAUACGCUACCGUAUCUCACUCACUCAGACUCAGACUCGGUCUUCAGAAAGCUCAGCGCACCACUCAAAAGAAAACUCGAAGUCGAAUAAAGUCGAUUCAAGAUCGGGAAAAUUAACAUGAUAACAAGCAACCACAUAUCUCUGGCCGCCAGUGGAGGCCUCGCAGAAUAUUACAUGAAUUACUUAUUUUUAGAAUUUUAAGCUCAUAGUCACCUUACUACUGUUUACUUCUGUAGGUUCUGAUAUCGCGUGUUCGAACUUGAAAAAUCACAGAAUAAAUAACACAUUUCGCUGCACUAUUGUACUAGCGCUGCGCUGCUUCUAGUACUAUAGUGUGACAUUCACAUGCGAUCCAUGAAUUCAUUCGGGGGAAUCAGCAAACCGACGGUAAAAUUACUAGGUUCAAAGGGCAAUUUUCAGUUCCGGUCAUAGAUCUUGGCCAAUCAAAGAUUCUCCCGCCACUUGAACCAUUACCGCGCGAACUAUUGUCAGAUUGCCUUCAUUUCGCGAGAGAAAACUGAGCUGUGCAGUCGUGUUAUCGUCCUCGUCCUGCCUAGUUUGAAAAACGAGUAACAUUGUUGAAUUUUCCUUGCAUUUUGCUUGUAAAAACCACAUCAGUAUUCAACAUGUUUGAAGCAAGACUUCUCCAAGGAUCUAUCCUGAAGAAAGCUCUGGAAGGGAUCAGGGAGCUGAUCAAUCAAGGAAACUGGGAGUGUUCAUCAGAAGGCAUCAGCAUGCAAGGAAUGGACUCAAGUCACGUAGCAUUGACCGCCCUUACCCUUAAGAAAGAUCUCUUUGACCAAUUUAGAUGUGAUCGCAAUGUUACAUUAGGACUCGGUCAUGCAGUAUUCUCAAAGAUUUUAAAGUGUGCUGCAAAUGAUGACAUCAUUACAAUUAAAGCUGAUGAUGAACCCGAUGAAGUGAACCUUGUAUUCCAGUCUGCCAAUGACGAUAAAGUAUCAGAUUUCGUGAUCAAACUCAUGGAGAUUGAUGCUGAAACACUAGGCAUUCCGGACACGGAAUACACUGCCACAGUCAAAGUCCCAUCAGGAGAGUUCCAAAGGAUUUGCCGCGAUCUGAGUCAGUUUGGAGACACCAUCGUCAUCGCAGUCAAGAAGGCAUGCGUCGAGUUCUCGGGGACCGGUGAGAUCGGAUCUGCCAAGAUCGCUCUCAAGGAGAGUGGAAACGUAGAUGAUGACGAGAAGGUUUCCGUGGAAAUGGAGAAAGACGAAGGUUGCAGUCUGUCCUUUGCUAGCAGGUACCUCAAUUUCUUCACAAGAGCCACAUCACUCUCGGACACAGUCACACUUCAGCUCUGUCCCGAAAAUCCACUAGUUGUAUCCUAUGACAUCGGAGACCACGGUUCACUCAAGUACUACCUUGCGCCAAAGAUUGAAGAGGAUUAAAUCAAUUUAAAAGCAAUCUCCAGGAAAUCUGGUACAACGCUGCUCGCCAGCCUCGCGGUCUUAAGAACAUUUCCCUGCAGAUUCGAACAGUCUCUGGGAUAACUCAAACAACGUGCAUGGAAGAGAGUAAAAUUUCACUAGGAAUUCACAGAAAAAGGGGGUAUGAAUUGACUGCAUAUCAAGCCCCGUUCCACUUUUAGGGGUCAUCUUUAGGCUUGAACUAGAUGAACUCUUGUUAGUCUCGUACUAUCUGAGCCACCCAAGUCAUUCUUCCAUACUUUUGUGACCCAAUGUUUUAUUGAUACUUUCUGAAGGUACAGUAAGAAUUUUUUCUGUCAAUGUUAUUUAACAGGAAAUAACGGGCAGUUCACUCUUCAACACCUGUAUUCACAUUUAAUUGAUAACUUUUCAUUGGUAAACUUUCACAUGUAUUAAGUUUGUAUGGUUGAUCUCAAGUUUGUGUGAUUCAGGAAGGUUUGCUUAUUUAUUGGAACUUUUUUAAUCAUCAAUUAUACCUUGGGGGAAAAAAGCUUUUCGAGUCUGUUCUAUGCCAAACUGUGAGGGAUUUCUAAGGGUAUGUUUACAGUAUAAACAUUUUUGGUUAGAAUAGGCAUUUUGAUAUGCAUUAACAUGUAAUAAAAUACAUGGUUGAGACCGGCAUUCCCUUGAGCUUGAAACAAUGUCAAUUAUAACCCAAGACAAUCAUAUUAAAUAUGUUAUAUUCUUGUCAAAUGUUAAUGUUUUGAUGCAUUUGGACUAUUUAUAGGCGUGAGGAUGGGUUUGCAUAUGACCAGAAGCUUCAGUCUCUUUCCCAUCAGUUCCACUUACUACAUUAUUGACUCCAUCUAACCUUUGUAAUGAGGAUAGAGGGAAAAUCAAAAUGUCAGAAAUCAAUAAAUAAUUCCCCUGAAGAGUUACACAUUUUUUAUCAAGAAUUAUGCAUGCGGCAUAAUUUGAUAAGCACCAUAUCCAUAAUUGAUAUCCUAAGAAAUCUUUGGGUGAUGUUCUUUUGACUUUAAUAUGGUGUACAUGUAUGUUUGUAAAUAAAUUAUAUAAUUUGUGUGUAUUCUUCUACAUGGGUAGAAGUUAUUUGGCUUGAAAAUGCACUUCGCUGUAAAGUGUUCCUGGUAUGGCAAGAGAGUUAAAUGAAAAUUUACUCUCCCUAUAAGGUGGGAUGACCUAUAAGAAUUGAGAUGUCACAAUUCAAUUGCCUUAGGAAUUUAGAAUUAGAUGCCAUGGUUGACAUUUUGAUACAUGACAUAACUCAUAUAGGAAGUAUUACAACCAUGAUACAUUUAUUGCACUUGGCUUGCACAAUUAUUAGAUGUGCUGGUGCUUGUGAUGUAGCUUGUGUGCAAUUUGUAUAAAUGUAUCAAAGAAACGGGAUAUUACCUAUUCACUUGCUUGCAUAGAAAGAACAUGUGUGCAAUUUGUCUACAUUUAUCAAAGAAACGGGAUAAUACCUAUUCACUUGCUUGCAUAGAAAGAACAUGUACAUGUAAGUGCUAAAGUGAACCCUAAUACAUCAUCAAUUUUGAUGUGUGAAUGUAAGCUAUAACUACCAUAUUUGUUAUUGGGGAUUGUGUUCAUUACCAUAGUAGCCAAGUUUCCUUUUAUAAUAUUGGGUACCAGGGCUUGUUUCAUAAAGACUGACGACUAUUUUGCCAUUUUUGCAACAACCAUGGAAACCUUGAUUGUGAUUGGCUGCUUAGCCCUGUUGCCAUGGUGGUUUUUGCUAUUAUGACAAAGUUGCAUUAGUUGUAAAGUCUUGUGAAAAUGGCCCCUGGUAUCUGUUGUCGAUGGCUAUUGGUUGAUCACAAGCUUGUAUCCCGUCACAGAGAUUGUGAUAGAGAUUAUACUGGUUCAUUAUUGAUCAUCUGCAUAUUUGAACAAGAAAAAUAUUCAGGUGUCCAAUUUAUAUCCAAUGAUUUAUUGAACUCUGGACCUCUAUAAAGACAUACAAAAACAAUUUUCUCGCAACAAGCCAAAUGCAACUUGGCAUUGUAGAGAGUAGGCUAGCAUGGAAAUGCGUCUUUCCAGGGAUUUAUUUCCAGCAUGAGUUGAGGUUUAGGGACUCUAGUGAUUCUUAUGAAGCCAGAUGAAGUCUUAGUAUAUCUUCUUUCCAAGUUAAAUAGACAGAUUUUUUUUCAGACCAUGCCUGCUUUUACUUCGUAUGUCAGUUUCAUACCAUUUUAUUCAAUGCCAGUCGUAAACCAUUGUUAUCAACAGUGUGCAUUCUCAAUCCAAUAAAAUGUAAAUUUGUAUUCUGUAUAUAAAAGAA